This is a messenger RNA of Umbelopsis ramanniana AG, 534 nucleotides long. RefSeq lists its product as uncharacterized. The record is from RefSeq and is a predicted model, not a curated record. The transcript has a single exon. The coding region runs from base 1 to 534 and encodes 177 amino acids. Lineage: Eukaryota; Fungi; Mucoromycota; Umbelopsidomycetes; Umbelopsidales; Umbelopsidaceae.
AUGUUAUACAUGAACACCCACGGUCUUUUCUAUACAGUGCUUAUGGCUUUCGCCAUCACUAAUACCAUUGCCUCCCGUGAUAGUGAUUCUUACGUUGGUGCUCAUAAUGCGAAGCGUAAGCUGCAUAAGAGUACUUUGCCUUUGCAAUACGACGCUCACCUCGAGUCCUCUGCCAAGGCUCACACGGAUCAAUGCCUGUUUAGCCUGUUAGAGCAGCACGAAGAUAUUGGAGAAAAUUUGGCUAGAGGAUUCUCAACAUGGAAUUCUGCCGUUGAUGCUUGGUAUGCAGGAAUACAAUACUAUGAUCCACAUCGUCCAAUGGACAAUGCUACAAAAACAAACCGAUUUACGCAAGUUGUAUGGAAGGCCACUAAGAAAGUUGGUUGCUCUAAGAACACAGCGUGCAUCAAUGGCACUUUGAUAGUGUGUUAUUAUAGUCCAUCUGGAAACUGGAUUGGAGAGUAUACUAAAAAUGUUAUGCCGCUCAUUCGACACAAACCGGAACAGCCUCAGCACACCAUGGUCAUUCUGUAG